Molecule: messenger RNA, 3317 nt
Organism: Oryza sativa Japonica Group (Japanese rice)
Lineage: Eukaryota; Viridiplantae; Streptophyta; Magnoliopsida; Poales; Poaceae
Molecular function (GO): protein binding
Source: RefSeq, a predicted model, not a curated record
CCCUCCCUUUCGUUCUUCGUCUUCGCCUCCUCCCCAUCUCACGGCCUCCGAAACCCUAACCCUAGGGGAGGAGGAAAAAGAAAACAGGAGAGAGAAAACUCGCUCGCCCGCCCGCUGCGCCGCGCGAUGGGGAGGAGGAAGGAGCGCCGCCUUGCGGCCAAGGCGGCCGCGGGCGGCCGCAGGGUGAAGCUCGACCUCUUCCUCGAUCCCUCCCCCGGGGGAACACCUUCGAAAGAGGGAGAGCGAGGGGAAAACCAUGACCAACAAACUGGGGUUCCCACUUCACCAUCUUCUUCAGGUGGGUUUCAUCAGUUUCCUUCCAAGGGAUUUGUAAAGAAGACAUGCCUGUGGAACCUAAAUUUGGUGGAAAUUUGGAAUUUUUGUACAAGCAUAUAUAUGCUCCACAUAUAUGGUUGAGGCACAUGUAGGGUUCCGGCCUGCAAGGAACAUUGAGUAAAUUCUUCAAACCGGGCUGCUACUGUCAAAAUUGAGUAAAUGCCUAUGGGUAAUUUCUCUUUUGGCAGCCUCUAAGCGUGCGGAUCAGAAUGUGAUUGUUGCCUCCUCGAUAAGAAGGAGAAUCCUCUAGCGUUGCUUGGGCAAUAUAGUGAUGAUGAAGAGGAAGAGGAAGCAGCAGAUCAACCCAAUGAUGAAACAGAGGCUAAUCCUGCAGAUGCAGGUGAUAAGAUUACUCAUGAACGUGGGGACUUGACUAGGAAUGAAGGUGAUGCACAAAGUGAUCUGGCUGGUUCUGCUAAUGUCCAACAAGAGUUAACUGAAGCUGAUGAUAAGAAGUGCACUGGAAAUAUUGCUGAAGAAAAUGUUGUUGCCAUAAAGCCAACUCUGGAAGAUGGGACUGCAACAGCAACUGAAGCUAUUCCUGACUCAUCUGGGAUGCAAAUUGUUGGUGACAUUGGUGGGAAUUGGAAGACUAUAAUGCAUGAGCAGAGCAACCAGUGUUACUAUUGGAACACAGUUACUGGAGAAACCUCUUGGGAGAUUCCUAAUGUAUUAGCUUCUGAAAUUGCAGCUGACAGUGUCACUUCUGCAUCUGCUCCUACUCAUGUAGACUACUCUAUGGAGGCCCAAGCACAUGCCCUUACCCACAAUGCCGUGGAAGCUUAUCCAAGUGAUAUAUCUGUGCUAAAUGGCUCAGUGGCUUAUGCUACUUUGGGAAUGGGACAGCCUACUCAUGAUGCUUAUGCUUAUGCUGGAGCUGUCACUAGUCAUGAAUCGAUGGACAUUGAUCCUUUGCAGCUUGCAAGAUAUGGCGAGGAAUUGCUGCAAAGAUUGAAGCCGCUAGAAAGGUUGCAUGGUUCCAUUUACAAUGUUGAAUUGCUAAAAAGAGAAAUUGAGAUACGAAUAUCAGACUGCAAUGCACUUUCAUCGUAUGGAUCUUCUUUGCUUCCAUUGUGGUUGCAUGCUGAGGUACACCUUAAGCAACUAGAAUUCUCAGUUUCCAAAUUGGAAACUAGUUACUCUACCACUGAACCUAGACAUCCAGAGAAAGCAGACACAGAACACAAAACACCUAAUGAAGCUGAAGUGAUGAUGCCACCCUCCAAUGGUGAGGGUUUGAAAUCUGAGGUGAGCACUGACGUUAUGAUGGAUGGAAAUGUUAAAAAUGAGGAGCCAUUUUCAACAUCAUCCAUUCAGAAAUCAGAAGAAAAUGAUACCACAACAGUCCCAUCAAAAAUUGAAUCCGACAAUGAUGAAGAUAUGGAUGUGGAUAUGGAGGUUGACGAUGACAAUGUUGAAGAGCAUAAGCACUCGAAUUCCACGCCUAUUAAGGAAUAUCCUCCAUCAGAGCAAGUUCAGUCACCGGCUUUGUUAUUGUUGGACGGUUCAGCUGCACCCCUAGAGGAUAGCGACAUUCCUCCACCACCACCAGAAGAUGAAUGGAUUCCACCUCCACCACCUGAGAAUGAACCAGCUCCUCCACCUCCUCCUGAAGAACCUGCUGUGUCAUCUGUUUCUACUGAAACAAUUCCACAGUCCUAUGUCGAUCAAGCAAACUUGGUCUAUACAGUUCCUGGAAUGGAGUACUAUGCUGCUGCAGGUACAGAAGGUACACAUGCCAGCUAUUAUAUGCAAACGAGUGAGCCUCAUGUCGUUCAAGCACACCAGAAUGGUUACUAUGCACCAGUAUCUGCAAGUGGCAUAUCUAUUCCUGUUGAUGCCACAUCUAUUGCUCCAGUACCUGUUUCUUACUAUAGCUAUCCUUCAGUCACUAUGGCUGCCACUGGAGAAGCAGCUGAGCCUUCUGGAUACUACGCGGCAUCAGUCUCUGCCACUUCUAGCAGUGUAUUAGAUAACACAACAAGCUCUUCCAAUCUUGCUCCUGCGAAUAGUAGUUUGCAUUCCAGGGAGUCUGACAACAUCAUAUCCAAGGAGGCAAAACUUGCAUCUUUGAGCCAACCUGUGGGAGCAACAUCAGCAUCAGCAUCCAUACAGGGAAGUUCUGCACAGGCUUCUACAAGUACCACAAGUCAGAGCAAAGUUGUUCGUAGCAAGAAGCGAGCUGUUUCUGUUGCAACAUCACUGAGGUCUAAUAAGAAGGUUUCAAGUCUGGUGGAUAAGUGGAAAGCUGCUAAGGAGGAGCUUCGUGAUGAGGAGGAUGAAGAGCCAGAAAGUGCUUUGGACGCAUUAGAAAGAAAGCGUCAAAAGGAUAUUGAUGAGUGGCGCAAGCAACAGAUAGCCAGCGGAGAAGCUCAGGAAAAUGCCAAUUUUGUUCCCCUUGGUGGUGACUGGCGUGAUCGUGUGAAACGCAGGAGAGCGGAAGCAAAAAAGGAGGCAAAUAGCGAGACUAUUUCUGCACCAGUGAGUGUCACCGAUCUGCAUAAAGGACAACCUGAUCUUGCAGAGCUCUGCAAGGGUCUUCCUUCUGGAUGGCAGAACAUCCUUCACCUCAUCAAUCUCUUCACCAGAGAUGUGAUUACAGUUGAAGUUCAGUUGCACAAAGACUGGCUUGUUAGUAGCAUGGGUAAAGCACCGAGCUCCAACCUCUGGAGCAUAUUCGUGGCAUACCUGGAUGAAUCUACAAAGCAGGUGUACUACGGGAACAGCCUCACAUCAGAGACGACAUGGGAUCGGCCUACCAAGUGAAGAUAGGACUAGGAAGUCUAGAACAUGUUUUGCGGUUUCUGGUUGGGUCAACUGCCAAUUCAGUGAUUCCCCUAUCUAGAUAACUAGAUAUCCUCUCCCCCCUAAGGAGCGAAUGACACUGUAGCUGGCAUAUUUUGAGAGAAGAUAAGUUUUGUAUGUUUAAAAUUACCUUGGAGCAAAGAAAAGUUUUGCAUGAUUAAAAUUUCUGUGGGGCA